ACAAAUGUACCAAAGUUCAGAGAGCUGUUUACUUGAACGCGGCUCGGCAGAGCUCAGGAGCUCUGAGCUGUGUCUGCUUGCAGCUUCUCUCCUCUGCCCUGGUUUCUGAAGCCUGACAUUAGAAAGUAACUCAAGAGAAGAUCGACUCCCCGGACGCUGAUUUCCUGUGUCACCUUUUGAUGAGUGUUCCUGGGCUCUGGCGUUGGUUUUUGCCCCUCUGCAACAGCAGAAGAGAUGACUGUCUCCAGGCUGUGGCGGAACAACUGCCUGCCCUUCGUGGGCAUCAUGAUCCUUGUGGCCAUGGCCUUGUCCCUGAUGUUCUACGCUCUCCUCUGGAAGGCUGGCAACCUCGCUGACCUACCUAACCUGAGAAUCGGCUUCUACAACUUCUGUCUGUGGAAGGAGGACACUGGAUCCCUAGAGUGUUACAACUUUCCUGAGCUGGAGGUGCUGGGGGUUCCUCAGGUUGGCCUAGCCCUGGCCAGGCUUGGUGUGUAUGGAGCCCUGGUCUUCACAGUCUUCGUCCCUCUGCCUCUCCUCCUUGCCCAGUACAACAGAGAUAAGGGAGAGUGGCAUCUAGCCGUGGGCUUCCUGGCAGCAUCCUCUGUUCUGUUGGCGGGCGGACUAAGCCUCUUCCUCUCCUUCGUGUGGAAGUGGCUCAGGCUCUCCUUCCUGGGGCCUGGCUUUCUAGCUCUGUGCCUAGCCCAGGCCUUACUCAUCAUCUUGCUUGUGGCCACAGUUAUGUUCCCGCCACGGGAUAAGAAGGACAAGAACCAGUGGGAGAACUGUUAGUCCAGUCUUACAAAAGCUUAUGGGAUUGCAAGGGUUCAGUUCUAACUGUGCUCCAAGAAGGUGCCAGAGAACCUGUGGCUGGGUGGGUCCUUUCACCCAUCUUGUGUCAUAGCUAAUGUUGAUCUCAAGCUCAGCAGAUGGAACCACCUACUGAGCAGAAGGGCUGUGGGGUCAAGGAACCCAGAGGCGGCUUGGAGGGCUGGGGUACCUGCGGUUUCUUAGGGUACUGUGUAGCUCAUUAGCACAGGGAUCCCUGCAUUAAUCAACCAAUAUUCACAAUAGCCCCAGGCAGGUGGGAGUCUGUCAGAGGCCAAAUUUCCAAGCUAUCUUGGCAAAGUGUCAAACUAGAACUCUGUAAUGGUUAUGGCAACAAAUGAGACGGUUAGGGAAAAAAAAAAAAACUGCUUUAACACCACUGUCUUGUCAGCACAAAGAGAAGCCUCGCUGGCUAUUCAGGAUCCCCUGAAUGGAUCCCUGGACCUGACAGCAAAUAGGAAUCAGCUGUUAAACCAUUUUUGUGACCCAGGGAUGUAAACAAAAAAUGUGCCAAAUUCUGGAAGAUGAACAGGAUCGAAUAGUCACCACAAACACACAACACAUUCCAUCACCUUACCCAGAACUGGAGAGGCAGAAGCUUGGUCUUUAUUAUGCACUGGGGCAUCAGUAUAUAUUUUUUCAGUGUCUGUGUAUCAGAAAACCUACAUGGCAAUGAGUUCUUCAUUCUGUGCUCAUCAAAAGCCAAAGUGAACACAAAGAAAGGUGGA
Molecule: messenger RNA, 1556 nt
Organism: Grammomys surdaster
Lineage: Eukaryota; Metazoa; Chordata; Mammalia; Rodentia; Muridae
Gene: Tmem140
Product: transmembrane protein 140
Exons: 2
Coding region: 235-792 (185 amino acids)
Source: RefSeq, a predicted model, not a curated record